Cuscuta campestris is the source of this 1819-nucleotide messenger RNA. NCBI's taxonomy places the organism in Eukaryota, Viridiplantae, Streptophyta, Magnoliopsida, Solanales, Convolvulaceae. The record is from the annotation of a GenBank genome assembly.
CAUAUUUUUUAUGCAAAACCGAACCGAACCGCCAACUUACACUUCAUGUUUUGGAUACAAACCGAACCCACUUUCCAGUGCUCCAUCUGAUCCACCACUCUUCCUCCUCGUUUUUUGCUUACUCUCGAAUCUAGUUCUUAGGGAAACAACCCCUGUGAGUCAGCCAGCAUGGGUUUCGGGUUUGGCCGCUUUGCUAGCUCCAUCACGCGCUGCCUUCCUUUCUUCAGUACUACUGUUCGAUCUCCCCUCUCCUGCUAUCCGGGGGGGCCUGGUGUCUUCGGACCCUUAGCUCAAAUCCUCCGCAGAAGGGCGAUCGAUGGACGACGUGCUUAUGAUGCUAACAAUUUUGGUGAACCAUGCCCAGUGUUGAAUUCUUCUAGCUCGGAAUUGGCUGUAUUUAAUGCAUGAUAUGGGCGGUGAUGAAGUUAGUGGGUGGCGAGGAAGGUAGUGGGCAGAAACAGCGAGAAACUUAGAAGGCAGCAACAAAGUGAGAAGCACAGUAAACAAACAGUGGUGAACGGCAAAAGAGCUCACCUAACAGAGUCGUAACAUCGUAGCCGCUUAUAUUAAUAUUAAUAGGCUAAAUGUAAUGAAUUAAAAUUUAAAAAGUACUCCAUACUAUUCGUAUACUUCUAACAUAUUACUUUUAAUACUCCCUCCGUCCAUUUAUAUUUUAAGAGAUAUAAUUGCUCAAAAAUUUUACUCGAAAAACCGGUUAGUUAAAAAAGAAUGGAGUGACUUUGGGCUACCUGAUGAUGUUCACGUAUCUGAGACAAAAUGUUCAUCAUGCUUAGAACUUUGGAAGGCAGACAUCUGCCCUAAGCCUAAGACUGAGCAUGACAUUUUUGUCUAUUUUCACACGAUCAGUCAAAAUGACCGUGAAUAUUUCGUUGCAUAUGAUUCCCUUAAAGAGGAUGGCCCCAUCUCACCCAAGUAUCGCAUAUAUGCUCCCCCUUUUCCUCCGAAAAGUUACUCCUUCACUGGGUGUACCUGUGAUGGUCUCCUUCAUUUUCAGGAUAGAAAGUCAGGUCAUGUUCUUUGGAACCCAACAACGAGUGAGUAUAAGAUCCUUCCCAAUCCCUUUCUGGAACUCCCUCCCGGCCUUGAACAUUCGUCUGUAGCGAAUGGGAUGUGGUCCGACCCUAGAUUUGAAAAUUACAAACUGCUGCAUCUUGUACGGUCUUGGUUCAAAGACGAACCAGGGAUGCUCGCUAACGAGAGUUACCACCACAUUCACUUGUAUUCACUCAAAACCAAUUCCUGGAGGAGAAUACCAUGCACUGAGUUUGUCUCUAUUGAAAGGAAUAAUUGUACUUGCAUAUCUGGGGUUUUUUAUGCUGCAGCAUUUCAAAAUGAGGCUUGUAGCGGUGUUAUCCUUUCCUUCGACUUUUCUACAGAGACUUUGUCCACUUUACCCUUACCUAACCAUAACUGCAACCGUUUUCUUCUUCUGGAGUAUAAAGGGUUGUUAAGUGCUCUUGAAUGCUGGGUUGAUGAUGAUGAUGAUGAGUCGUUUGAUCCACCUUGUGAUUUUGAACUUUGGAUCAUGAGUGAUGGAUCGUGGACAAAAGAAUCUAUUUUCCAUACUCGUUGUAUUCCGGAGCCAUCACAUUUUUCUCCGGACGGGAAGCUAUUGUAUUUUGUAAGCUUUACUAUUGGUUUUGAUCUAGUGGCGUUUGAUCGUGCCAUUGGAAAGUUGAAGCAUCUUGGUGUCAAUAACCCCCUGAGUUAUCCAAUGAUGAUUCCGUUCGUUGAGAGCUUUGUUCAACUCAAUGGAAUUUCAUGUAUGCAGGAGGUAAAAUCCAUUUUGAUUGUGUUA